Molecule: messenger RNA, 1663 nt
Organism: Nycticebus coucang (slow loris)
Lineage: Eukaryota; Metazoa; Chordata; Mammalia; Primates; Lorisidae
Gene: NAP1L1
Product: nucleosome assembly protein 1 like 1
Exons: 16
Coding region: 323-1498 (391 amino acids)
Biological process (GO): nucleosome assembly
Cellular component (GO): nucleus; chromatin
Molecular function (GO): chromatin binding; histone binding
Source: RefSeq, a predicted model, not a curated record
CGGCAGAAGCCCUCGGUGAAGAAAUGGAGGUCGCCGGAGGUGAAGGACGGUUUUGUUGAUGGGCAACCCAGCCUGGGCCCGCCCCCCGCUCGCGUUGCUAGGAGACGACGAGGCCAGGGGGAGGGCGGCGGAGCGGGCCGUACGUGCUGACGCUAAUUGUAUAUGAGCGCGAGCGGCGGGCUCUCGGGUCUUUUUAGCGCCAUCUGUUCGCGGCGCCGCCUCCCGCUCCUCCCGCUGCCGCUGCCGGCCUGAGUCACUGCCUGCGCAGCUUCGGCCGCCUGGCUCCCCGAACUAGCCUCCGGUAUUUGGAGAUCUUAACAACAUGGCAGACGUUGACAACAAAGAACAGUGUGAACUUGAUCAAGAUUUGGAUGAUGUUGAAGAAGUAGAAGAAGAAGAAACUGGUGAAGAAACAAAAAUCAAAGCGCGUCAGCUGACUGUUCAGAUGAUGCAAAAUCCUCAGAUUCUUGCAGCCCUUCAAGAAAGACUUGAUGGUCUGGUAGAAACACCAACAGGAUACAUUGAAAGCUUGCCUAGGGUAGUUAAAAGACGAGUGAAUGCUCUGAAAAAUCUUCAAGUUAAAUGUGCACAGAUAGAAGCCAAAUUCUAUGAGGAAGUUCAUGAUCUUGAGAGGAAGUAUGCUGUUCUCUAUCAACCUCUAUUUGACAAGCGAUUUGAGAUUAUUAAUGCGAUUUACGAACCUACGGAAGAAGAAUGUGAAUGGAAAGCAGAUGAAGAAGAUGAAAUUUCGGAGGAGCUGAAAGAAAAGGCCAAGAUUGAAGAUGAGAAAAAGGAUGAAGAAAAAGAAGAUCCCAAGGGAAUUCCUGAAUUUUGGUUGACUGUUUUUAAGAAUGUUGACUUGCUCAGUGAUAUGGUUCAGGAACACGAUGAACCUAUCCUGAAGCACUUGAAAGAUAUUAAAGUCAAAUUCUCAGAUGCUGGCCAGCCUAUGAGUUUUGUCUUAGAAUUUCACUUUGAACCCAAUGAAUAUUUCACAAACGAAGUGUUGACAAAGACAUAUAGGAUGAGGUCAGAACCGGAUGAUUCUGAUCCCUUUUCUUUUGAUGGACCAGAAAUUAUGGGUUGUACAGGGUGCCAGAUAGAUUGGAAAAAAGGAAAGAAUGUCACUUUGAAAACCAUUAAGAAAAAGCAGAAACAUAAGGGACGUGGGACAGUUCGUACUGUGACUAAAACUGUUUCCAAUGACUCCUUCUUUAAUUUUUUUGCACCUCCUGAAGUUCCUGAAAGUGGAGAUCUGGACGAUGAUGCUGAAGCUAUUCUUGCUGCAGACUUUGAAAUUGGUCACUUUUUACGUGAGCGUAUAAUCCCAAGAUCAGUGUUAUACUUUACUGGAGAAGCUAUUGAAGAUGAUGACGAUGAUUAUGAUGAAGAAGGUGAAGAAGCAGAUGAGGAAGGGGAAGAAGAAGGAGAUGAGGAAAAUGAUCCAGACUAUGACCCGAAGAAGGAUCAAAAUCCAGCAGAGUGCAAGCAGCAGUGAAGCAGGAUGUAUGUGGCCUUGAGGAUAAUCUGCACUGGUCUGCCUUCUGCUUCCCUGGAAAGGAUGAAUUUACAUCUUUUGACAAGCCUAUUUCAAGUUUUUUGUUCUUGUUUGUUUGUUUGCUUGUUUUUGUUUUUGCAGUCUACAAUAAAAAUGUCAAAUACA